UCGGAAUGCUUCUGACCCUAACUGAAGCUUUUGCGAAGUACGCUGUACUAAGGAUGAAUCAGCAAAAAAUUCAAACAGUCAGAGAAAAACUCUUGGAUGAACAGUAUCAUUACCAAUCAUGUGGAUCUUUCCAACCUGGAAAAAUGUUCAACGACUCGAAGUCUUUCUGUAGAAGAAUUGUUAUCACCACAUUCAGUGUUUACUAUGUUGUAGUAGUCACAGCCAGUACUUCAGUACUUGUUAAAUUGAACAAAGAAUCGGAGAAAAUAUAUUUUCAAGGAAACAUAACUUGCCACGAUUUCCUACCAUACUCUUUUGUGAUUCCUUUUCCAACACCUACAGUAGCCAGUUGUAAAUAUGCGCUGGUUUUCAUGGAUGCGGGUUCCUGUAUUCUUGGAUCUUUUCUGGCUUCUUACGACACCACAUUCACUUCGAUUUUGAUUUGUGUCAAAACUAAAUUACAAAUUUUAUCUGAGGCAUUCAAAACGAUCAGAGUGAGGGCACUGGCAAAGUUGAAUCUACCACCCAAAUCUCAGUUGGAAGCAGUUGACAGUCAACUUGAAGAAAUACUGUAUGAAGAAAUUAAACACUGUGCCAAACAUUUGGACUCGUUGUUGAGAGUUUGUGCCGAAACCGAAAAUAUAUUCAAGUACGUAACUUUAUUACAAAUGCUGGACUCACUACUCGUAAUGGCAUCAUGUCUAUUCGUCGCAUCGCUCAUAACUCAAUCAGAUCCCGAUUUUUUUGCAAUGGCCCAAUAUAUGCUUUCUGUAUUAACCCAGCUACUGAUGAUAUGCUAUUUCGGGAAUGAGAUUACAGAAGUGAGUUCCACUCUGAGUUCAUCUCUAUAUCAGAACAACUGGAUAGAUUGUAGUAAGAGGUUUAAACAAUGCAUGAUAAUAAUGAUGUGCCGUAUGCAGAAGAAACUGUCUAUGACUAUUGGAAAAUUUUCUCCGCUAACAUUGAACACAUUUCUUUCUGUCGUAAAGGGAUCUUUCUCUUAUUGUGCAGUAUUUCAACAAGUCAAUAAGUAGUGAUGAGAAUAAUAAAGCUUUUAUUGAGGAAAUUGUUCUUAGUAAUAUAGGUUUCUAGAAAGUGCAAUAAAUCUUGUAUUCAUUAUUUUUGCAAUAAUCUGUCUUCUAGUGGAUAGAUGCAUACAAACUAACACAGUAACACAUUCAUAUACUUUUUUUCAAAUAAAACUCGUAUAUAAAUAAAAUAAUUGAAAUGAA
Molecule: messenger RNA, 1232 nt
Organism: Leptinotarsa decemlineata (Colorado potato beetle)
Lineage: Eukaryota; Metazoa; Arthropoda; Insecta; Coleoptera; Chrysomelidae
Product: odorant receptor 46a
Biological process (GO): detection of chemical stimulus involved in sensory perception of smell; sensory perception of smell
Cellular component (GO): plasma membrane
Molecular function (GO): odorant binding; olfactory receptor activity
Source: RefSeq, a predicted model, not a curated record